This is a messenger RNA of Rhagoletis zephyria (snowberry fruit fly), 935 nucleotides long. RefSeq names its product von Hippel-Lindau protein (gene Vhl). The record is from RefSeq and is a predicted model, not a curated record. Lineage: Eukaryota; Metazoa; Arthropoda; Insecta; Diptera; Tephritidae.
GCUCCGGGCCGGAUUCAACGACCUCAUCGGCCCUUGCCAUUUCCAGGACAAGAAUCGUUUGUACUCUUCCACAACACAACAAAACGUAUGGUAAACCUCUACUGGUGCGUUCACGGCAAUAGAACAUUUCAUCUGAGCUUAGCACCUGGCGCUAAUAGUAAAACCAACACAUUUACUAAACAUUUCUGGAUAUUUUGUGAUAAAGACACUAAUGAAUUGUUGUGUGUGAGUCAUCGGAAAGUAUUUUGGCCACAGUCAUAUCAAAUGCCUGACCCACAUAAUCCUACGCGUAUGAUACCAUGUCGAAAAGAGAUUAAAAUACACUUUCCAUUACGUUCGCUGCGUGAGAAUUGCCUCUGGCGCGUUGUAACAACACUACAUUCAGUACCUCCUAGAGUGGCGAUGCGCAUCAUUGACGAACGUAUGUUCAUACCCAAUGUUUUGAAAAACGAACUGAAGAAGCGUUUAAGACGCAAAGUGCAACCCGAAAUGAUUACAGCGGAAAUAGUUAAAAGUGUAAUUGAACAACAUAAUCAGCAAAGUAAUUAAAAAACGUAAAAUGUAGAUGUUUAGCGAUUAGCAGAAAAAUUUGUAACGUUUUAUAUUUAAUUUAAGUACUUGUAAAUUUUUUUUUAAUUUGUCAAAUUAAAAUAUAAGUACACUAUGAGGAAUAAAGAGUGUAAAAAACAAACUUACUUUUCAUAUAAUGCUGCUUCAAAAUGCUGGAAAGGUCUUUCGUUAAAAUUUCCGUAUCGUUUGCAAAAUUUGCUAAUAAAAAUUAAAAUGUUAAUACUUUCAGGAGGAAUCGUUACCAGGAACGCUGUUAAAAUAUUUCAAAAUCCGGUAAAAUUCCAUUGAUUCCCAAUACGUGUCCAGUAUAUUCAAAUUCAUCUACAAAUAAAUAGGUCCAUGCGUGCAUUCAUAUAAUAAACACC